AAUAUGGCGGCGCUGUUGACAACAGUAACAGAGCAGUGGAUACGAGAGAAGCUACAUCUAAAUCACCAUUGCCUUGGUAGCUAUCUAGUGAAAGAUGGACAACGUUACCAUGGGUCUACAACUACCCAACUACUCUACUCUGAUUGCUGGCUACUAACAUUCAUGACCACUUUACAGCAGAUGUGAGAUCACUGAGCAUCCCAGGAUCAUACAAGGAGAAAAUCAGACAUCUGGGAAUCUCACUAAAGAACUUUGUCCGUUUGAAAACCCUCAACCUCUCCUGUAAUGCACUAAUCUCUGUCGAGGCUACCAGAGUGAGGACAGACAUUUUUCAGAAUAAACGUGGGGGUCCAACACUUGAAGAGGCUGGAGAGGCUGAACUUGUACUACAACAGCAUUCCCUCCCUUCAGGAGGUCAAAGUGCUCUGGCAGCUGACUGCUCUGAGAGAGCUGGACCUGAGGCUCAACCCUCUGGCUAAAACAGAUCCACACUACCGCCUGUACUUUGUGCACGCACUGUCCAACCUUCGCAGACUUGAUGACUGUCCAGUCAGGGACAGUGAGAGAAGAGCUUCAAUCAUGCAUUUCUCCUCAGACUAUGUGCUCAGACCCCAACAGACGAGCUCCUCGGAGACAGACAUCACUGACCAGAGGAGCAGUAAGCUGAGGAUGGCCUCAGUAAAUCGCCUGGCCAAGAAGCUCUCUGUCCUGGAUGACAACGCUGACAUAGUGUUGAACCUUGUCGCUAAGAGCAACUGGGACCAAAGUGAACCUCUGUUCCUGACUGGCUCUUCCCACAAGGAGCCAGAGUCCCAGCUCUAUCAUCAGAUCAGAGAGGAGUCUUGUCAUUCCCAGUCCAAUGGUCAACGUUUAAGAGAAGGAUCUCGAAGGAAAGGUUCUUCCUCCUCGUUGAAAACGUCAGAGGGGCCGAGGGUAACCUUUAACCCCCGCGUAGAGAAACACAGCGGGACUAGCUCUGGACGGGAGGAGCGAGAGAAACUCCCCAAACACCUGCGAGUCACAGCCAAGGGCCACUUCACCCCUCACCCUGAUAAAGUUGACCAGCAGAAGUCUUCCUUAGUGAAGAUCCGCCCCCCCAGUCCAGGAAGUCCCUGUCCCAGUAGGUCUGAUGCCACCAACCCCAUCCUGCACCCUCCCAGACUGUCCUACCAUAACACCCAGCAGACAGCAGGGGGCUCCACCUCACCACAGAAACAUGCCAAGCAACAGAAGGGAAGCUAUAGGAAACCAAUGGAGAUGCUGCUGAGCCUAGUGGACAAGCACUGGACAGGGGAGAGGCCUCUGCACCAUGACAACAACUUCCUCUCUCAGGCAGUCCAGAUCCUGUCCAUGAUGGAACGAGACGUCUCCGGUGGAGAAGCCGAGGUCAGGACGUUGAGAGGGAACGUUGAAGAGCUGAAGGAGCAGGCAGAGAUACGAGACCAAGACCACAGGACAGAGAUACAUAGACUAACUACACAGCUGGAGGAAGCACACAUGUCUGUUGACAGUUUGAAUGAGCAGCUGAGGAUACUAUUGGAGGAUAACGUCUCUCUACAGAAGCAGAUGAUCAGAUUAGAAAAACAAUAUCUCAACUCUAUGAUGAAAAGUUCACCCAACAUUGAGAUAUGUGAGAAACAGGCAGAGGUGGAUGAGCUGAGGAAGAAGGUAUCAGAGCUGAGGGAGCAGGUUGAGGAGGGGGAGAGAGUCAAGGAGCUGGCAGGUAUGCUGCAGGAGAACCAUAGGUCACUGGUUGCAACUAAUGAGCAUUUGCUGAGUGAAUUGGAGGGGACUGGGAGACGGCUCUGAGUAGGAGAGGGAGGGGCAGCUACACGUCACAACUACAACAACUAGAGAGAACUGGAGGAGACUAGGAGACAGCUCUGAGGAGCUACACGUCACAACUACAACAACUAGAGAGAACUGGAGGAGACUAGGAGACGGCUCUGAGGAGCUACACGUCACAACUACAACAACUAGAGAGAACUGGAGGAGACUAGGAGACAGCUCUGAGGAGCUACACGUCAAAACUACAACAACUAGAGAGAACUGGAGGAGACUAGGAGACAGCUCUGAGGAGCUACACGUCAAAACUACAACAACUAGAGAGAACUGGAGGAGACUAGGAGACAGCUCUGAGGAGCUACACGUCACAACUACAACAACUAGAGAGAACUGGAGGAGACUAGGAGACAGCUCUGAGGAGCUACACGUCACAACUACAACAACUAGCAGGCCCACAACUACAACACCAGGGACACACUCCGUAGGUAAACGUUAUGGAACAUUGCAGAUAGAAAUGUCAUGAAUAGAGCCAAUUCCUUACUCUACAUGAUGUCAGAGAGGAAUGUUUGUUCUACAUUUCUAUCUGAACGUUCCAGAACGUUGUCCUGCUGAACGAGCACCAGCACCUUCUCUUAUUUUAGCUCUAUAUACACUGCUGCCAACAUUUACACUGUUCUUCUGAUGCUCCGGGAUUAAUGUUGAGCAUGUAAACUUGUCUCUAACUCUGAUCUCAUUUUUUACUUCUGUGUAUCGUCAUGGUUUUACUGUGUCCACUAUCCACACCUUUACACUGUUCCUUACUGACUGUAUCCACACCUUUACAAUGUUCCUUACUGACUGUAUCCACACCUUUACACUGUUCCUUACUGACUGUAUCCACACCUUUACACUGUUCCUUACUGACUGUAUCCACACCUUUGCGCUGUUCCUUACUGACUGUAUCCACACCUUUGCGCUGUUCCUUACUGACUGUAUCCACACCUUUACGCUGUUCCUUACUGACUGUAUCCACACCUUUACACUGUUCCUUACUGACUGUAUCCACACCUUUGCGCUGUUCCUUACUGACUGUAUCCACACCUUUGCGCUGUUCCUUACUGACUGUAUCCACACCUUUACGCUGUUCCUUACUGACUGUAUCCACACCUUUACGCUGUUCCUUACUGACUGUAUCCACACCUUUACACUGCACAUUGAAUCUUAAUAUUUAUGACUCUAGACAUAUAAAGUAUUUAUUGUGUUCA
This is a messenger RNA of Oncorhynchus tshawytscha (Chinook salmon), 3029 nucleotides long. It is a transcript of the gene cep72, whose product is annotated as centrosomal protein 72. Gene Ontology annotation, molecular function: protein binding. Lineage: Eukaryota; Metazoa; Chordata; Actinopteri; Salmoniformes; Salmonidae. The transcript is spliced from 13 exons. The record is from RefSeq and is a predicted model, not a curated record. The coding region runs from base 580 to 1809 and encodes 409 amino acids.